Molecule: messenger RNA, 1352 nt
Organism: Sander lucioperca (pikeperch)
Lineage: Eukaryota; Metazoa; Chordata; Actinopteri; Perciformes; Percidae
Gene: parlb
Product: presenilins-associated rhomboid-like protein, mitochondrial
Exons: 10
Coding region: 33-1193 (386 amino acids)
Cellular component (GO): membrane
Molecular function (GO): serine-type endopeptidase activity
Source: RefSeq, a predicted model, not a curated record
CGCGGCUCUCUCGGCUCCGUGUUGCCCCGGAUAUGAACCACCUGCCGGGGUUACCGUGCUCCACCAUGGCGUGGAGGAGCUGCGCGGUUCUGUUCAGACUGACCGGAGAAGAUGUUUUCCGGAGCUCCGCGAGGGGAGGCAGCUUCCAGCAGCGAUGCGGCUUCAGGAAAGUCUCCAAGAAACCUGAAUCUAAGAAGGUGGAGGAGGAGCUGGCCCCCCCCAAACUCCCAGAAUCCUCGGAGGCUGUGGCCCCCCGCCGGACCCCAGUAGCCCCCCUCCUGGCGCCGCAGGCCUCCCCCGCCUCGCCACGGGCCUUCAGCCGCCUCGUCAGGCCGCUCAUCUUCACCGUGGGGUUCACAGGCUGCUCGUUCGGCGCCGCCGCCAUCUGGCAGUACGAGUCCCUCAAGUCCCGAGUCCAGACCUACUUCGACGAGCUGCGAGCUGAUUGGCUGGAGAAGCUGCGGCCGCAGAAACGCGGAGACGUCCGCAAAGAGAUCAACCAAUGGUGGAACAGCUUGAGUGAGGGUCAGAGGACGGUCACAGGGAUCAUUACAGCGAACGUCGUCGUGUUCUUGUGUUGGAGGGUGCCGUCUCUGCAGCGCUCCAUGAUCAAAUACUUCACAGCCAACCCGGCAUCCAAGACUCUGUGCUCCCCGAUGCUCCUCUCCACCUUCAGCCACUUCUCCUUCCUCCACAUGGCGGCCAACAUGUACGUCCUGUGGAGCUUCUCGUCCAGCGCCGUCUCCAUGCUCGGCCGGGAGCAGUUCAUGGCCGUCUACCUGUCUGCAGGUGUAGUUUCUUCGUUUGCCAGUUAUGUGUGUAAGACGGCCACCGGGAGGUUCGGGCCGUCUCUGGGCGCCUCCGGCGCCAUCAUGACCGUCCUCGCCGCCGUCUGCACCAAAAUGCCCGAAGCCAAACUGGCCAUCAUCUUCCUGCCCAUGUUCAGCUUCACGGCCGCCAACGCUCUGAAAGCCAUCGUAGCCAUGGAUACGGCCGGCGUGGUGUUGGGAUGGAGGUUCUUCGACCAUGCGGCUCAUUUAGGAGGAGCCCUGUUUGGAGUCUGGUACAUCCUGUUCGGUCACGAGUUGAUCUGGAAGAACCGAGAACCGUUCGUUAAGCUCUGGCACGACCUGAGAACGGGCGGCGGCCCGGGGGGCGGAGACGGCUCCGACGGAGGCACGGGCGCCGCGUAGGACGCCCACACGCCGGGGCUGAUGGGAAAACAAACGUGUAAAGAUGUAUAAACUGUACAGACGGCAGGAAGGAGUCACCAUGUCACACACAACACCCGGAUGUGAUGUCAUGACUCAUAUGUAUACAGACGCCAAGUCCCGCCCCUUUCAGCCACCAAU